CAUUUUAAUCUGCCUCUUUGAUCUGUCAACGCAGGUCGGAAAACUGGGGACUUCCUCAAACAUCCUCACCAAAAGAGCCUAGCUAUGUAGAUGCCCGGUAUAGAUGAGACAGUAUUCUACGCUCAUGGUUUAUAGGCCUACACCAAUACAUUUAUCUGUUUUAAUUAUAAGAAGUUGCAUUUUAAGAAAAGUGGUUGAUUGGGGGUUGAUUAGUUGAUCUAUCCUUGGCCUUGAGUAAUUCUGUGUCCAUGUUGCUGAUGUUGUCUCUGCACCCAGCCGGGUCUCUGCAUGUGUUCUUGAAAUGUAUUGCUCAGUAACGAUUAACCAGAAUAUCGUGCCAGGAAAGGGCGCGUAAAUCAGGCACGGUGAGUAUUGGUUAUCUCCCAACGAAUAGCACUGCUGUCUCACAGAAUGUCUUCAAGUCAAAUCAUCGUAAAUGUAAUACUCUCCAAGUUCAGCUUCAUACAGACUAAAGGCAAUCACAGAAGGACGGGUAUUUCAUCAUUCAAGAAAUGUUUUAUCACAGCAUUGGUGAUAUCGGUGUUAUUUAUUAUCACUUGGGUGUUUUCAGUUUCCAAAAGGAUCAGCCUGGCUCUAAGCUUCGGUGCAAAGGACAGCAGGGGAGUUAAACAACACACGACACAAUACAUGCUUACACCUCAACACACUUUUGGAUCAUUUGGAUUGGACCAUCUUUUUGAUGUCUUUGUUCAUAACGACACUUUAAUCAAGGAGUACUCAAACUUCAAUGCUCUGAACCUGACUUCUUCAGCAACAUCCGUGUUUCAGCCGGUCCGACAAGGGUACCAAGUUGGCGAUACUGUUGAAAUUCGGAUAGACGCUUACAAUGGGAUGGGGUACCCUCAGACUGCUGGUGGUGACUUCUGGUUUGUUACAGUGGCAUCGAUCGACGGGUAUUUCAGAAGUGCCGCCCGUCUGGUGGAUCAUCAGAAUGGGAGCUAUUCGGCUUAUUUCUUGGCGCCGCGUCCUGGAAGACUUAACUUGCAAGUUAUUCUAGGUUACCCAUCCGACACUGUAAGGUGGUUGAGUGAGGUUUAUAUGAAAGCUGACGGUUGCUUCACUUGGGCUGCAAGAUACAAUCGUUAUGGGUUUGGUGAUGGUCAAGGGCGAUGCGUUGUGAAACGAGGAAUGAACCACCUGUUGAACGAAAACAUUUGCUUUUUUGGCGCCAAUGAGACCGGGAUGGGCCAGAGCGCUCUCAUAUGCACCAAACCCAAUGGAUUCAUUUGUGAUGAUAUCAGAUCUAUAAUGUCUUAUGGACAGUAUGCUGGAAUAGAUAGACCGGUUAAUCAGCUCAUUGUUGGAAAGAAAUAUCUAUUCAACAACACAUUUUACAAGACCAACUUGAUAUCACCCAAGUCAGUGUAUCACAUAGACAUCGCCGAAAAGAGUAAUACAGGAAUGAUGACUGAAGUCUAUGAUUACAAGGUGGAACGUCCCAGAGUACCUUGCCGUGACGGCGACAGUAGGAACUCAAGUUUACUUCCGGAAGGAUAUUGGUUAGGUCCCAGAUGGCAAUCACUCGUCUGCGCCAACAAACGGUGGGAUGAUGUUGACGAAGUCAAGAAAUGUCUUACUGGUCACAAAAUCAUCAUUUUAGGCGAUUCUAUAGGAUGUCAGUGGUUCCGAGUGCUAGAGAAGAAACUGGGCGACAAAAAUGUGCCAAAUUCGUAUUAUCAUUGUACCGAGGAUAUGACGCACACGGUCCUUUACAAAAGACAUGUACUCUCUGCGGCACUUACUGCAACUUUUAACUUUGUUGGUUUAGAGCGCAUGUUCGAAGGGGAAUACAUGGAUAUGCUCAACGACACGAGUGUAACAUACAUAAUUUUAAUUAGCAUGUCGGCGCACUACGCCUCGUGGAAUAUGGACAGCUAUCGAGAUAGAAUGCGUUCUAUUCGUGACGCCAUCGCGCGUAUGCGUACGAGGCUCGGCGACGAUCGCGUAAUGGCCGUCGUAAAAAAGUCUCAGCCCCGAGAACAGCCUUCGUUUCAAGCUCGUGUGCACAGUAAUGACUAUGUUUUCAGACAAAUGAGUGGGAUAAUGGAGGAGGAGUUUGUCGGUAUUGAUGCAAAGAUGAUAGAUACUUGGGAUUUGGUUACAUCUUAUCAAAACCAAGUAUUUGUUCAUAUGCCCUGGCCAUGUAUUAAUGAAGAAGUUGAUUUGUUUCUUUCGUAUUUAUGUCCUUCGUGAAAAAAAAAAUCAAAAUAUACUAUGUAACCGAAUUGGCCUACAAAAUUGUGAAAUGUUCACUUUCACUUAUCACGAAUAAUUAGGCCUAUAUCUGAAUGACAUGUUCACUUGUGUAAUUCUGCUCUUGAUAAACCAAAACUUUUGAAAGUCUACCUCUGUGAGUGUGAACUCCAUAUACGUGCAUCCGCUUCUUCUAAAGCCGUCCUUUUUUGGCAAUUAUUCAAGUCGAUUGACUUUAUUGAUAAAGUGGCCAAAACAAUUAACAAAUAUCAUAAAUAUCAGCACACUGUUUGGGUGUUCCUGGACUUUUCCAAGACCUUCGAUACCAGUAUUCACCAUGACAUUAUUUUGCAAAAAUCAAACCAUUAUAUGGUAUCCGCAGGAAGGCCUUGGAGUGGUUCAGGAACUCUCUUACAAAUCAUUUGCAAUUAAUGGUCAAUGUUCUUCUAACUUACAUGUAAAUUGUGAUGUCCCUUGGGAUAUUGUUUGCUUGGUCCCUUGUUAUUUACUAUUUAUAUUUUUUUUCCUCGUGUCAGAGGUUGUUUAUUCAUUCAAUUGUCAAGUUAACAUGUAAUAACAUUCAGGGUCUUAGAGACAACAUCCGAGAUGUCGUCUAAAAGAAUUUCAUAUUUAAACACAUGCCAUAUAGAAUAACUGUUGUAUGGUUUACCUUGAAAAUAAUUAAUCAUAUACAUGAAAUAGAUUGCAUAUUGAGCAUACACAAGGACUGUAUUUAUAUCUGUUGCUUUUUCAUGUGUGAAAUCAAAACCAACUAUUAAUAAUUUUUCGUUUAAUACAAUUUUUUCUUUAAACAUUAAAUUAAUCAAAUCCACAAAACUUUUCCAGAAAAGCUUUACACUUAGGCAUUCUAAAACAACAUGAACAAAAGAUUAUGUUGUUUUGCAGAAAAAACAUAAGUUGUCUGUUACAAUUUUCCACCUCCACAAGUUGUAUCUAAACGGUAAAAUCCUAUGAAGAGUUUUGAAGUUGAGUUGCUUUAUUUUAUUGUUUUUCAAUGUCUUAAACUUAAAUUUCAAUGUGUCUUUCCAGUCAAAAUCAAUUGCAAGGUUCAAUUUACCUUCCCAGAAUGUUAAAGCAGCCGGUUCUCUUUUCUUAAAUUCACACAAUAAACUAUAGAAAUUGCGAGACUUCAUUGAUCGUAGUCUAAUAAAAUCAAGCGUUCUAAUUUCGAAUACGUCGCUUCCGUAUUGUGAAUUUGUUUCAUGGUUAUCUGCAUAACUUAUGUCUAGAAUUCUUUCGAUCCAAAUUUUUGGUAUCGCAUUUUUCAGUUUCGAAUACAUAAAGUCCAUUAACAAAGAAUUUGAGCCAAGCACUCGACAAAUAUGUUCUCUUGGCCGAAAUCGUCCAUUUUCUACAAUGUCAUUAAUCGUUAUAAUGCCUUUUUCAAACCAUUUUUUAAAAAUAAAGGUUUUCUAUCAUGUGUGAUAUUACUAUUGUACCACAAAACUUGAUUUUUAACAUUUACAAUAUCUGGAAACUGAAUAUAUUUAAGUUCACUCCAAGUAAUGAGACAGUCUAUAUAAAAGUCGGGUACCUUUUGUUUUGCGCACAACUUCAACAUAUCUUUACUGAAACAAUUUGUUUUCAAAAGUAAUAAAAAGGACAUAUUUUUUCAAUCCAAUAUCUAAACAUAAACUUCCACGGUACAUCAUUAUCAUUUUCAAAGAAUCUACUCAACCAUGAUAAAUGUAAGGAUUGGAAUUUAGAUUUCAAAUCUAUCAUUCUCAGUCCUCCCCUUAUAAUAUCAUUAAUCAAGACUGCUCUCUUGACUUUUUCUCGUUUUGAAUUCCAUAAAAAAUUAUACAUCAGUUUAUUGAGAUCAACAACUAGUUUCUGGGGGAUGGGUAAUACAGAGGCAACGUAAACAAAUUGAGAAAUUACUAAUGAUUUAAGAAUCAAAACUUUACCAUAGUAAGUUAAAUUUCUCAUUUUCCAAAAACUUAAAAUUGAUUUAAAUUUUUGAAGUUUCAUAAACCAGUUCAGUCGUUCAGACCCUUUUUAUCACUUGUUAGAUACAUUCCUAAGUACUUGACAGGUUCAUCAUUCCAUUUAAUACCUUCAAUGAAUGCAUGUUGUUGUUGCAUAGUGACAGCAUUUAUUUUCAUCACAUUUAGGCUUGGCCCAGCAAAGAAACAAAAAAGUUUUACUUCUUCAAGACAUAAGUUGGCAGAUUGAAUGUUGUUUAAAAAGAGAACAGUGUCAUCUGCAAGUUGAGAUAUCUUAAAUUCUUUUGAAAUACCAGUUUCAGUAGAUACUACAGUGAUACCACUGAUAUUAAUAUUCUGCUUUAUUUUUAAUGCCAUAAUUUCAACAACAAGAAUAAACAAUAAAGCUGACAGAGGGCAACCCUGUCUAAUUCCUCUUUUUAUUUUUAUUUUUUUCGAAAUCCAACCAUUACUCAUGACACUCCCUCCAACAUUUGCAUAAAGGAUUUUAAUCCAUGUAAUAAAAGAUUCUUUAAAUUUAAGUUUGUAUAAUAUUUGAAAUAGAAACUGAUGGGUAACCGUAACCGUAUCGAAAGCUUUUCG
Molecule: messenger RNA, 4763 nt
Organism: Lytechinus pictus (painted urchin)
Lineage: Eukaryota; Metazoa; Echinodermata; Echinoidea; Temnopleuroida; Toxopneustidae
Product: NXPE family member 3-like
Exons: 4
Coding region: 412-2214 (600 amino acids)
Source: RefSeq, a predicted model, not a curated record